GGCCGGCUGCUAUCACUAUAUGUGUUGAAACUUGAAACAAUCAAUUUUCAAUUUUCAAAUUAUCCGAAAUCACAACACCUCCUUUUCCAGCAAUGAAUCUCCACUUCAAUCAAACAAAAUUCUCUCUCUCGUAUAUUCGCAUCGCAUAAUUAAAUACUGAUCGCCAAAUGCCAGCUUUAAACCAUAAAUAAAUUUCAAACUUCAAAAUCCAUUGAUUCUCAACCCUCAAAUUUCCCCCCAAUUCCGCGGUAUGACGCUCCUCAUUCACUCGCCCGAAAUUUCAUUACUCGCCGGAAGUGGACUGCCUGGCAGAAUCACUCCGCCAAUCAGAAGAAGAAACCGCAAGCUUUCCGUAUCUUCGGGCAUUAAGGAUUUGGAAAAGAAAGAGGUUUCGAAAUUGAGGAGGGGCGGCUACGGAUACGAGGAUUGUUUGCUGUGGUUGUACGGGCAGGUGAAGCAGGACGAGACGGUGUCGUUCUCGGUGAGCGAGACCACGGAUGAGGAAGGGAAAAAGCAGGAUUAUUAUGUGAAUGCGGGUUACGCGAUUAGAACUAUCCGAGAAGAGUUUCCGGAGCUUUUCUACCGAGAACUAAGCUUUGAUAUAUACAGGGAUGACAUUGUCUUCAAGGAUCCACUCAACACCUUUUCCGGCAUUGAGAAUUAUAAGUCCAUCUUCUGGGCUCUAAGACUUAACGGAAGGAUUUUUUUCAAGGCCUUGUGGGUCGACAUUGUAAGCGUGUGGCAGCCUGUGGAGAACCUGAUAAUGGUCCGUUGGACUGUCCAUGGCAUCCCACGAGUACCGUGGGAGAGUCAUAGCAGAUUUGAUGGUACCUCUGAGUACAAGCUUGAUAAGGACGGGAAGAUCUAUAAGCACAAAGUUCACAACAUUGCGUUGAACGGACCUCAGAAGUUUCAAGUAAUUGGUGUGGAGCAGUUGAUUCAAUCAAUAGGUUGCCCCUCCACCCCAAAGCCUACUUAUUUUAAACUUCAAUCUCCUCCAGCGACAAAUAUUGUGCCCCUUGUGAAAUUGUCUGCUGUUAAAUGCUACUUAGCUUCUCUUCUAACCAGACUUAAAUCUGAGGUCAAGUCAUGAUGCACUAUGCAGUACCCUCUGGUCCGAGCAUUGCAGGCAGGAUUGGAUUUUGUGGAAUUGUAAGUGUUGAUAGGAACUCGAGUUUGUGCAGUAAAUAUCCAUUCUGUAUAGGCUCACCACCAUCAAGUAAAUAUAAUGACCACCUAGCAGUGUGUGUUUGCGGCUUUUGCCCAAGUUUGUACAUAGCUUCUGAGCUUGAAUCAAUGUAUCUCAGAAAUCAGAAUAGUAGUAGCAUCUUUUUCCUCA
Messenger RNA from Salvia splendens (bonfire salvia), 1339 nucleotides. RefSeq lists its product as uncharacterized. NCBI's taxonomy places the organism in Eukaryota, Viridiplantae, Streptophyta, Magnoliopsida, Lamiales, Lamiaceae. Bases 251 to 1093 code for a protein of 280 amino acids. The record is from RefSeq and is a predicted model, not a curated record. The transcript has 2 exons.